AUGAGUUUUAGAUGAUGUUCAGAUCAUAUUCAGGUCUUCAUAUUUUCAACAUUUGUCGGGGAAACUUAUUUGAUGUCUAUUUCAGGUCCCCAAGAAAACUCAGAAUGGAGAUAUGCUGAAAUUGAUAUUCCUGUUCAGGUUGCCAAAAGAGAUUUUGACAUCAUAUUUGAGGUGACACGUGGGAAGAGUUGGAAAGGUGAUGUUGCAAUUGAUGAUUUGAUGCUUGUGUUUGGAGAAGGAUACACGUCCUAUGGAGAGGAAGGCACACGAAAACCAUAUAUUGAAAGUGGUGGUGGAUUCUGGAUACAUUUCCCCAAGUCAUAUCUGCCGGGGAACAACGACGUCAAAUUGUUUAACAUGACACGUUUGGAAUGCCUCCAAGCGUGCGUCCAAUAUGCCGAAUUCUAUUGCAAGUCGGCGGACUAUGUGGAAGAGACAAGCGAGUGUAUGCUGUCAAACUCAAAUCACAAUGAUCCCGACGCUCCAUUUGCUCCGCAGUACCAUCCCUUAAUCGACUAUUACGAAAGAAUUGAUGACCCAACAAUUUCAACAAUAGCACCAACAACUAUCGUAAACACUCCCGCUUUUGACGAUGGACCAGAUAUGACAUUUCAAAAGAUUACAAUAUUGGCAACGGUGACAGAUACGUCAAUCGGUAGACCAGCUCAUAAUAUGACAAUGUCCAUUUACUAUAACCAUCAGAUGAGUGGUUGGACUCCUAUCCAUACGAGCCUAACUGACAGAAUGGGAAAAGCGGGAAUGAUGUUAGAUAGGGAUGCCGUAAGGUAUGGCGCCUACAAGGCACAACUGCACUCAGCAUCCUAUUUCGCAAAGCUUGGAGGGAAGAAAUCAGGAUUUCCCUUUAUUGAGAUAACUUGGGAAAUAUCCAGUGAUCUUCAACCACUUUUUUACUUCCCUGUCUUAAUGAAUCAUUAUAGUUACACAGUUUAUACGUCGGAUAUGGUGGACCUAAUGGAUGAAGCUCAAACUAUGUUUUCAUUAUGAAAAUCAAGAGAACUUGAUAUAAAAUGCGAAGGGGAAUUGAAAUUAGGGGUCACGCAAUCAAUAAUAGACCAAUGAGCGGAUGUAACUAUCAUUACACUAAGAGUUAGUCACUGUUCCUUGCUCGGAGUUGCAAGGAAUCGAAGCUGCAAAUAUUGAAAGCUGCUCACAGAUGUGUAUUAAAGGAUAUUACAUUUAUUACUAAAAUGAAACAUUCAGAGGAUACUGGAAAACGAAAUAGAUACCCUACAAAUGUGUGUUGACACUAGCAAAAACAAGAAAUGGUAGAAAGAAACUAAAUUAAGUGAAUUUUUCAUAUUAUAAUAUAGGUUAUUUUAUCAGAGCAAAGGCACUAAACAAAAACUUCAAAAUAAUAAAGGUCGUGGUUAAAGAUUGCCUUACACCUGACUUUAAAAAUGGAAUGAAAAUGACACCUACAUGUUUCAGUAAAACUGAAGAUCUCGUACAAGUUUGAGUAACUAUGACUAUGAAUUGAAAUGACCAUGACUAGUUGGAAAAAUCAAAUAAUUAUAUUGGGGUAAAAUUCAUAGGAAAUAAUGCAAGGUUUUUGGUACAUUUGAUUGGAUACUUCAACAAGGAUUUUGACGGUUUAAACCUUAUGUUUGAAACAUUGCAGAAAAUGAACUUUUUUAUAAAUAUAAUCAAACCUUUAGGUGUAAAAUGUAAAUCGUGAUUGUUUAUACUGUUAGCACAUAAUAAGUAAAUGGAAAAGAAAUAUAAUUUUAACUUGCAUCUUAUUUUUGAUUGCCAAAAGGUUAGAAACAUUAGGAACAUAUUGGGGAUAUUUGUUGUAGGUUUUUGCACAUUCGGCAAAAUAAGAAGUAGAAAUAUUCUA
Messenger RNA from Owenia fusiformis, 1858 nucleotides. NCBI's taxonomy places the organism in Eukaryota, Metazoa, Annelida, Polychaeta, Sabellida, Oweniidae. The record is from the annotation of a GenBank genome assembly.